Messenger RNA from Ictalurus furcatus (blue catfish), 879 nucleotides. Its product is annotated as kelch-like protein 10. Lineage: Eukaryota; Metazoa; Chordata; Actinopteri; Siluriformes; Ictaluridae. The transcript has 4 exons. Gene Ontology annotation, molecular function: protein binding. The coding region runs from base 158 to 616 and encodes 152 amino acids. The record is from RefSeq and is a predicted model, not a curated record.
ACCAGUUUCUAUUCUAAAACACUGUCACGUUUUCCCCAUCACACACAUGGAAGAAGAACCGAGGAAGAAAAGACAUCGACUGGCUGCAAUGAGCGUGUGGGUGUAAACAGAAACACAGGAAGAAAAUUACAGGUCGGAUAGGAGUUCUGAGAGAGAGAUGAGUGCAGCCAUGACACUGUGCGGUGUGCUGAACAAGAUGCGGUUGAAGGAGGAGCUAUGUGACGUGGUCCUCAGAGUGGACGAGGUGGAAUUCAAGGUCCAUAAGAUCAUCCUCUGUGCGCGCAGCCCGUAUUUCCGAGCCCUGUUCACGAAAGGGAGCAGCUCGGAGCAGAAGGUGUACACCAUGACCAAUGUAUCUCCCGACAUCAUGGAGCUUAUAAUCCACUACAUCUACACCAAGGAGAUUCGAGUCACCACUGAUAACGUGCAGGCUCUGUUGGUCAUGGCCGAUUACCUGUUCAUGCGAGACCUUGUUCGUGACUGUUGCGACUUCCAGAAAGCACAUCUCAGCCCAGAAAACUGCUUAGGGAUUUGGCAGUACGCCGACGUUCACUCAUACAACGUGCUGCAGGAUCAUUCCUACAGCUACUUGUUGCAUGUCACGGCCUGGACAUGAAUAUCGUCUGCGGUGCGUUGAGCUGCUGUGUGAUGUCUGGGCUUCCUGACGUACACCGUCGCGUACGAUGACCUUCUCUAGACGUGGAGCUUUUAAAAACGCUAUUAAACUACAUCCCAUUGACAGAACCUCUGUCUCCGGCUGUUUUAUUUCAAACGAGUUUAUUUGUGGAACCGUUCCGGAGAGGUGAGGGGGCGCUAAAACAUCUGAGGCUGUUAAAAAUCAUUUCAAAAUCAAUGAUCGUUUGAACCAUGACUCACAAA